Molecule: messenger RNA, 2469 nt
Organism: Nelumbo nucifera (sacred lotus)
Lineage: Eukaryota; Viridiplantae; Streptophyta; Magnoliopsida; Proteales; Nelumbonaceae
Product: proteinaceous RNase P 1, chloroplastic/mitochondrial-like
Biological process (GO): tRNA 5'-leader removal
Molecular function (GO): protein binding; ribonuclease P activity
Source: RefSeq, a predicted model, not a curated record
UCCGGUUCGGAUGCAGUUUUGCCUUUUGGCCCUAGCUGUAUUUUAUUUCUUUUUCUGAUUUUUAUAUUUAUAUUAACUCGGAUCGGGUUAAGUCGAAUUUCCCUGUUUUAAGGCACCUCUGGCUCUGUAAUUUUUCAUUGAUACAAUGGAGUUCUGGUUUUAAAUGAUGCGGUUGCUUCCGUUUACUACAGGAUGUGCGACUUUCUCUCCCUCCGUCGUCGGAACGAAGACGAAAUUGUGACAGGCCGAAACAGGUACCAUGGCGAUGCUCUUUACAGGCUCUCUCUUAAUCACGCCUACCCUCGCAAGGAACUCUACCCUCUUCACCUUCUUCACCAAAACAUCAUUUCUCUUGUUUGGGCAAAAGAGUCAUGCUUACAGUACUCACCCCCAUUACUCAUCUCUUAUCUCUCUCAAAUCCAUUAUCACCAGCAAAAAUAAGAGCUUCUCUAUGAACAAGAGAACCCAACUCUCUACUUCGGUCCAUUCUGCAACAAUACCCACUGAUGAAUCUUCAACACCCACCACCACUGUGCUUUCCAACAAAGCACGGAAGAAGGCCCAUCGAGAGUCUCCUGAAGGCUUGCUUCGGUUAAAUCUCGAUAUGUGCUCAAAGCGUGGUGACCUUGUUGAAGCCCUUCGCCUUUAUGAUGAUGCUCGAAGUAAUGGGAUACCACUCAAUCAACAUCAUUACAAUGUUCUACUUUACCUGUGUUCUUCUUCUCAGACUUCUUCGGUUGAAUCCAGUGGUGUCAGGAAUGAAGAGGGCAGCUUGCAUUUGGGUCUAAGAAGGGGUUUUGAGAUUUUUCAGCAAAUGGGUAUUGAUGGAAUUACUCCAAAUGAGGCUACCUUUACUAGUGCUGCGAGAUUGGCGGCUGCAAUGGAAGACCCGGAGAUGGCUUUUGAUUUGAUUAAGAAGAUGACAAGUUUUGAUAUUCCGCCAAAGUUAAGGUCGUAUGGGCCGGCGUUAUUUGGGUUCUGUAAGAAGGGGGAAGCCGAUAAAGCUUAUGAGGUUGAUGCUCACAUGGUGGCGUCUGGGGUGUCGGCCGAAGAGACAGAGCUUGCUGCCUUGUUACAGCUUAGUGCGAAUGCAGCGAGAGGGGAUAGGGUGUAUGAAAUACUUCAUCGGUUGCGAGCGACUGUGAGGCAAGUUUCGGAAUCGACAGCUGAAAUUCUGGAGAGCUGGUUUAAGUCUGAUGCUGCUGCGGAGGUUGGAGAGGAGAAUUGGGAUGUGGAGAAGGUGAAGGAAGGUGUUGUUAAGGGUGGAGGUGGGUGGCAUGGGCAGGGGUGGUUGGGGAAGGGGAAGUGGGAAGUAGUCAGAACUGAGAUGGAUGAGAAGGGUACUUGUCAUUCUUGUGGGGAGAGACUUGUUUCUAUCGACAUUGAUCCUUUGGAGACAGAAAACUUUGCUAGUUCGUUAUCCAACUUGGCUUGCCAGAGGGAGGUUAAGGCUGAUUUCAAUAGCUUUCAGGAGUGGCUUUGCCAGCAUGGACCAUUUGAUGCUGUUAUAGAUGGUGCCAAUGUGGGUCUAAUCAAUCAGCAUAAUUUCAGCUUUUUCCAGCUAAAUUCUGUUGUUAAUCGUAUUCGCCAAAUAAGUCCAUCAAAACGCAUGCCACUUAUUGUUUUGCACAGUCGUCGAGUGAAGGAUGGUCCUGCACAGAACCCAAAUAAUAAGAAGUUGUUAGAAAACUGGAAGAAGUCUGGUGCACUCUAUGCUACCCCUUCUGGAUCAAAUGAUGAUUGGUAUUGGUUAUAUGCCGCUGUUAGUUGUAAAUGUUUGUUGGUUACCAAUGAUGAAAUGAGGGAUCAUUUAUUCCAACUGCUAGGAACUAACUUUUUCCCAAGAUGGAAAGAAAAGCAUCAGGUUCGACUUACAAUUUCCAGAAAUGGGCCCACCUUCCACAUGCCCCCACCUUAUUCAAUUGUUAUACAGGAAUCAGAAAGGGGUAGUUGGCAUAUACCAACGGUCACUGGUGACAACAUUGAGACUCCAAAGCAGUGGUUGUGUGCUACCCGGUCCCAAUCUAACACUGUCCCAGAUCCAACACGAAAAUCCUCUUCCAUGGGAGAACUCACUAGGUUGUUUUCAACCAACAAACCGAAUGUUGUGUAAUCUUUGAAGAGAAUGUCUAUAUUUAGGGGGCCGUUGGGUUCGCGGGAAUAGGGGUCCGGAAUCGGAAUGACUUGGUUGGGCGGAAUUGAAAUUCCAUUCCCAUUCCUGUUGGAAUGGUCAUUCAAUACCAUUCCAGCUUAUUCUUAUUCGAAAGGAUUUUGAUUCUUAUUUCAAUUUUGAUUCGAUUGCAAACCAAUGGAUCAUUAAUGGUUUUUUUUUUUUUUUUUAAACUUGUGUAAACCAUGAGCAAGUUUGGAUUUUUUGAGCUGAAAGUUGAAGUUGAACCUAACCACGAGACAGGUAAGAUAAUUGUAAUAAACUGAAUACGAGUAUCGGGCCAGAGCCAAUUCCAAACA